CUUUGUUAAAUGUCAAUGGCUUCUUGUUACGUUAACUGGCCGAAUAACUUUGUCUGUCCACGACUUGUCUACCUAGUUGUUACGCGACUCGGCACAAGCUUGAGUUGGCACAAGCUUGGUUUGGUUCGGGCCCAUGCACGACCGCGACCAGCCUGUCCAAUUAGCUGCCUACUAAAAAGCCACCCCACAACAGGAGCAGGGGCCAAGAGGCAAGAACAAGAGAGGAGGGCAAGAGCGGCAGCAGAUCGUCUUGCUCCCGCCACAGAUCUGCUGCUCCUCCUCGCCAUGGGCUCGCUGCUGGAGAACCUCCAGAAGAAGCGGCUGUUCCCUACCAUGCCCUACAAGGACGACCUCCCCACCUUCCGCCCCAACCAGCAGAGCGCGCAGCAGCAGCAGCCGGACGCUCACCUCAUCGGCCUCCGCAAGCGGAUCUCCUCCUUCUCCGUCAAGAUCCAGCCCCUCUCCGCCGACUGGGCCGCCGACUGGGCCGCCUUCCGCCGCUCCCAGUCCGCACCCUCCUUCGGCGACCUCGCCGGCGUCCGCCGCUGGUGGGGCCAGUGCUGGGGCUGGAUCCUGUCGCGCAAGCCGGCGUUCGCCCAGGACAUCGAGAUGAACGAGGAGGAGACCGCGAUGCUGGGCUUCCAGUUCAGGGGCAGCUGGCGCCACAUCCUCCACCGGGUCCGAUCCGAGAUCCGGAAGCUGAUCCGCUCCAACAGCCUCCCCACCACCGACCCCCACGGCUUCAGGUACGAUUCCUUCGCCUACGCCCCAAAUUUCGACGGCGUCUCCAACCCCGGCGCCGCAGCGAAAUCGACCUAAUCGACCGAUCCCAAGCUCAAGAAGCUAUACGUGUUGUUAUUAUUGUUUGCCUGUCUUCCAAAUAUUAGUCCUUAAGCUCCUAUUCUUCAUUGAGUUCUUUACAUAUGAAUCUAUCGCUCAGAUCAGAAAAUGUGAUGAGGGGGCAACUUAAUUAAACCUCUUCCCUCUGCCUGCAUUAAUUGUGACUCUAUCUGUGGACGCUAUGUUCUUUUUUAUUCUUUUUUGAAGCUAUAAAUCAAAUAAGCGAUGUAAAUUACAUUGUGGAAUACAUACGGCUCUUUGUGGAUC
This is a messenger RNA of Zingiber officinale, 1107 nucleotides long. RefSeq lists its product as uncharacterized. The transcript has a single exon. The record is from RefSeq and is a predicted model, not a curated record. NCBI's taxonomy places the organism in Eukaryota, Viridiplantae, Streptophyta, Magnoliopsida, Zingiberales, Zingiberaceae. The coding region runs from base 10 to 819 and encodes 269 amino acids.